UUGCUGAUUUGUGCAUGCGGCUCCCUCCCUGCUGACAGAGCUGUGCGGUGACGUGCACUGUACAUUAAUGUUGAAAGGGGCAGACCUGGAAGCGAAGUUAAUCGGGUAGAAUUCGAUUGUUCCUUGUUUCAGUGAGGGCAAGUGCUGUGGCAAGUCUGAAACAGGGAACAGUGGACUCACUGGGCUGUGUCCUGCUUAGGUGUGACAGCAGGCUUAAGUAUGACCAAGACCUCCUGCCCUCAAUUACUUCUGACUAAAAUGUUUGGAUUCACAGCCCUUGGAGGAGAGCCUGUGUCGAUUGUCAUAACUUGAGUUCAAAAGUUUACAGGUUUUUCAGAUGAGGAUGAUCUUAUAAGUCUGUACAUGUACUGGUAAUGGACUUUGUAAAAAUUCAUGCAUGGUGAACAUGUAUGGGCAGACAGAAAGUGUCCAUACCUAAUGUAAUAUCUGCACAUACAAAAUAAUUCCAUCUAGCUGAUUACCACUCGGAUAUGGCCUCUCCAAUGUGCUAACACAGGUCAAGCAUAUCCUGGCAUGACCGAGUUAAACCUAAUAGAGAAUCCCCAUUCUGGGAUGAACAGUAGCCUUCAAACCCAUUCCUAUUAAAGCCAAUAUUUAUUUUAAGGUACCAUGCACCCUGGAGGAGUCCCACAGGGGUGUGUCCAUCCCAGUCCAUCAUCAGAACAUUGUGCCAAGAGUCCCAUCAAGGAGUCUAAGGUGACAUCUUGACCUUUAACACUUAACCCAACAGGAGAUGCUGUAAACAAGAAGUGAUUAUACAGGAGACAGCAGGGAAAUGGCUUUCUUUCCAACCCCUUCCCUACAACCAGCCUGGAUUAUAAGGAUAACAGAGCAAGGCUGGUAUGAGGUAAGCUCUACGGCCGCCGGAAGUACGUCAUCAGAGGGCUGUGGCGCCGUCACGAGAAAACUAGUCUUUCCACUCUCCGUUAAUCACCCCAUAGAAAGUGGAACAUUUAUCUCGGCAGGGGGUGUGUGUAACAGGUGUACUCCAAACCUGAGGAGCCGGCGGUAGGAGUUGAAUAUAGAGACGGUAUGGCCGGUCGUAGGAUACAGAAGCUGAUCCACUGUGAUGGUGUCGCGAGGCACAGCGAGACGAGGACGGCGGCGGACAACAGCGUGAGGAGGGAGCUAGAUGAGCUGGGGAAGCAGGUGAGAGUGAUGGACAAGGAAAGAAAGAAGCAUCUCCGACGGCUAUCCGUGACGAGAAAGGACUUAGAGCGCUCCAUGAUGCGGUACAGUCAGCGGAUGGCGGAGAUCAGUGCACAGAGGGGACUACUUCAGGUACCGAGCGACUCCAGCCCUCAUGGAUACAAGACAGAAACACAGAGGGCAAAGAGUCUUACGGCUCUAGACAAAGUUGGUGUCCCGGACAGUCACACUGGGACAGCCAGAGAUCCUCCACGUCCGAAGAAGGGGCAACUGUCUGGCUCUACCGGCGAUUUACCUACACUUAGGAAAGAUAGAAACAUGUUACCGCCACCCGACAUCAAGAUCACCAAGAGUCAGGAACACCUGAGCCAAGAAAGAUUCUACGACUCCUCCGAUUCAGAAGGCAGUGUAGAAAUAACGCCGUUGUUUGAAGCCCUGAAUGUUAGGAACCAACAACAACCCUUCGUAGCUGGUGUUCAAAGUUGUCCGACUUCCCCUCUCUUUGAGAGACGUCCCAGGGCACACACGAUCGGAACGCCGUCGGCACAGCUCUUCAACUCACGGAGCAGGAGUGAAGUGAGAAAUAGGUCGGCGGGCAGACGAGACAAGUCCCCAAAUGAACCACCAUCACCACAGUCGUUAUCGCCUCGGCUGGUGAGGAAACGUUUCCGUUACUCGGGGGCGGUGGAAUCCGUGCCGGACAAGUUGGACACAGAGAGUAACAUGUCGUUCGUGUCUAGCGGCGCCGUGACAGUGUCAGGACCGAGCGAGUACGGUCCACCGGCCGUGGAAGUGGAGCCGAUCCGCCCGCUCUUGGGUCGGCACUCGGUACAGCCCAACCGUGUACAAAAGGUGAAACAACCCACUCGGAAACACAGCGCAGACUUGAAGACUCUGCUGACCAAGAGGGCGUUUUCCCGCUUAAGCCCUGGGGACAGUGGAAUUAUCAAAGAGAUUUGAACCGUGAACAUCUAUUGCAGUUGCUGUGUGACUGUGUGCUGGAAAGCUGUUUUAAAAGGAAUGCUUGUAAAUGGAUCUUCCUUGCACUCAACCAGAAAACGAUUUUAAGACACCUGUUUAGAUCACUACAGAAGUAUCAGGAUUAUAGCAGAAGCAUUGAGUCUUCUUAUAGAAGAUAUAGAACUCUAUGUUAAAUCAUUUGCCACACAUUCAUCGCGACAAUUGUAGCUUGAACGGUUUCAGGUAUACAAUAGAUGAUGUUUGUGAUUUCUUAAAAGAGUUAAAUUUGUACAUGCGUGCUGCGUUACUUUUUUUCUAUGGCUAGUAUCAAACCAUUUAGUUAAGUUGCUUCUCUGGGGCGCCUCCUAACGACUAGACCUCUAAUUACAUAACCGAAGUGAAAGGGCAAAUCCGCAUUCAGACAGAUCAACUGUCGAUUCACAAGUUGAGAGACUCAAAAUUUCAUUCUGCCUUUGAAGUUAAUGUAAUCCUGAACCGUAGGUGGGAAUAUUUCCAACCCGUACGAAGUGUAUGUAUUCCACUCAUACAUUAUCACACAUAGUUCAAGAAAAGCUAAACUUGGGUUUAUGUGCCUCUGUAAUUUUUCUUUUAACGGCUAGAUGGCAAAAGUGACAGUAGAAACACAGAGAAAGCUAUUCUUCAAGCAGAGGUGUCGGUGGAGGGGCAAGUAGUGGCCGGAAAUUUUUACGUCUUUCUCCCUUAUACGGGAAGGGAGCAGACGUACCGCCCCCUCCAUACCCGACAGAAACUGCUGGAGAAUAGGAGAAAGCACAAAACAAUGUGAUUAGACAACAUUGAACUUCACAAUUCAUGUAUACAUCUUAAUUCGACCCUGGAAGCAUGAACUUGGACAGUAUACAUAGAUUACAUUUAUAAACCGUAUCUCUUAGGCUAUAGUGGUCAAAAUGACAUUGCCUUAGUUAUAUCCUUUCUAUUCCAAGCCAAGCAGUUACUUAUCGUUUAUCAUGUCCAAUAAACCAAACGUGCAAACUA
Molecule: messenger RNA, 3144 nt
Organism: Branchiostoma floridae (Florida lancelet)
Lineage: Eukaryota; Metazoa; Chordata; Leptocardii; Amphioxiformes; Branchiostomatidae
Exons: 3
Coding region: 1054-2130 (358 amino acids)
Source: RefSeq, a predicted model, not a curated record